AUGGUCUUCAACUUCAGAGUUCAGCAACUAAUUUCCGGGGAACAUGUCGUGCGGAUUUUCCGUUAUGUCGACGAUUACUUAGUCAUACUCCACGUGUCCACAAGUGAUAACCUCAAUGAUGCCGUAGAUCGCAUUUUGAAUAUAUUUCAAUCAGCUUCGGGAGGGCUCACCUUCACCCACGAGCUAGCCAGGGAUAAUGUCCUUCAAUUUCUGGACCUCAGCCUCCAUUUUGACGCUAAACACAUCUGUUGGUAUUACAACCCGAGGACAAAGAAGGCCCCACUGCCGUUUGAAAGUGCUCAUUCGAAACUAGUUAAAAGGGCCAACGUAACCCUAGCUUGUAAAUCCGCACUGGAAAAAUCCUGCGAGCACAAAUUAGAACUCAGUUUCAAUCAGCAAGUUAGGCGCUUCCUUUCGGCUGGUUACCCUCAGAGUUUAAUCACAGGUGCCUGUGAAAGUCUCUUGCAAAAACUGAAAGGUAGAAAGCAACAGAAAGAGGAUAUUAAGAAAGAUAAACUGCAAGUCAUGCCCUACAUUCAUCGAGUUUCGCACAACAUCAAAAAGGUGGCAAGCCGCUACGGGGUCAAGGUCGUAUUUUCGGCUCCAUGCAAACUUAGUAGAGUGUGCCCAAUGGUGACAGGUAAGAAAAAGAUUAGACCCCAGUGCUCAACCAUGCACGAAACGAACUACACCGAGUGUGUUUGUGGGGUAGUGUACUCAAUUCCCUUGACUUGUGACAGCAUUUAUAUUGGUCAAACGGGCAGGUGUUUUAAUGAAAGGGCACGGGAACACCAGUGGCAUGUAAAGAACAAUGCAGGAGGCACUUUGGCCCAACACUGUAAUAGAUGCAGAGGAAACGAUGAGGGCGGAAGAAAUAAUCCUUGCAAACCGAUUCUCAAAAACACAACGUUCUUGUUCAAAUCGAGGGACCAGACCGAAAGGGAGAUUGUUGAAGCUUUUUAUAUAAUAAAAACAGGCGACAAGUGUAUCAGCACGCCGUCUCUCUCGUUAUUGCCAGAAGAAGUUAAUUUUCUGGAAUGUGCCUUGUAAAAAUCCUUCUUGGCGUUCAAAUUUUGCGUUU
Molecule: messenger RNA, 1081 nt
Organism: Dermacentor silvarum
Lineage: Eukaryota; Metazoa; Arthropoda; Arachnida; Ixodida; Ixodidae
Exons: 2
Coding region: 1-1050 (349 amino acids)
Source: RefSeq, a predicted model, not a curated record